GAGGCGGCGAUCCCGGCGGAGGGGGCCGUUCGCCAGCUCUGAGGCAGAAAGUGCCACGACUCCACACGCGCGCACGCAGCCAGCGAGCGGCCGGAGCGGACGGCAGACGGGGCGGGCGGCGUCAGGGUCGCAGCGUCUACAGCUGCUCGGGGGCGGUUUCUUGGCGGAGGCUUGGCCGGCUCCUCUCUCCCGGCUCCGCGGCGGCUGCGAAGGCGGCGGCGGCUCCUGCCCUCUCCCUUUCCCUCUCGCGUCUCUGGCUGCAGGUGAAAGGAAAGCAAGCCAGGAUGGAUAUUUACGACACUCAAACCUUGGGGGUUGUGGUCUUUGGAGGAUUCAUGGUUGUUUCUGCCAUUGGCAUCUUCCUGGUGUCGACUUUCUCCAUGAAGGAAACGUCGUAUGAAGAAGCCCUAGCCAACCAGCGCAAGGAGAUGGCGAAAACUCACCACCAGAAAGUAGAGAAGAAAAAGAAGGAGAAAACAGUGGAGAAGAAAGGAAAGACCAAGAAAAAGGAAGAGAAACCUAAUGGGAAGAUACCUGAUCACGAUCCAGCCCCCAAUGUGACUGUCCUCCUUCGAGAACCAGUGCGGGCUCCUGCUGUGGCUGUGGCUCCAACCCCAGUCCAGCCCCCCAUUAUCGUUGCUCCUGUCGCCACAGUUCCAGCCAUGCCCCAGGAGAAGCUGGCCUCCUCCCCCAAGGACAAAAAGAAGAAGGAGAAAAAAGUGGCAAAAGUGGAACCAGCUGUCAGCUCUGUAGUGAAUUCCAUCCAGGUUCUCACUUCGAAGGCUGCCAUCUUGGAAACUGCUCCCAAGGAGGUGCCGAUGGUGGUGGUGCCCCCAGUGGGUGCCAGGGGCAACACACCAGCCACUGGCACUACUCAGGGCAAAAAGGCGGAGGGGACUCAGAAUCAAAGCAAAAAGGCUGAAGGAGCCCCAAACCAGGGCAGAAAGGCAGAGGGAACCCCAAACCAGGGCAAAAAGACAGAGGGAACCCCAAACCAAGGGAAAAAGGCAGAGGGAACCCCAAACCAAGGCAAAAAGGCAGAAGGAACCCCAAACCAAGGCAAAAAGGCAGAGGGGGCCCAGAACCAGGGUAAAAAGGUAGAUACAACCCCAAACCAGGGGAAAAAGGUGGAGGGGGCCCCAACCCAGGGCAAAAAGGCCGAGGGGGCUCAGAACCAGGCCAAAAAGGUAGAAGGGGCCCAGAACCAGGGCAAAAAGGCAGAGGGGGCCCAGAAUCAGGGCAAAAAGGGAGAGGGGGCCCAGAACCAGGGCAAGAAGGCCGAGGGGGCCCAGAAUCAGGGCAAGAAGGCAGAGGGGGCCCAGAACCAGGGCAAGAAGGCCGACGGGGCCCAGAAUCAGGGCAAAAAGGCCGAGGGGGCUCAGAACCAGGGCAAAAAGGCCGAGGGGGCUCAGAACCAGGGCAAAAAAGCAGAGGGGGCCCAGAACCAGGGCAAAAAAGCAGAAGGGGCCCAGAACCAGGGCAAGAAGGCCGAGGGUGCCCAGAACCAGGGCAAGAAGGCCGAGGGGGCCCAGAAUCAGGGCAAAAAGGCCGAGGGGGCCCAGAACCAGGGCAAGAAGGCAGAGGGGGCCCAGAACCAGGGCAAGAAGGCCGAGGGGGCCCAGAACCAGGGCAAGAAGGCCGAGGGUGCCCAGAACCAGGGCAAGAAGGCCGAGGGGGCCCAGAACCAGGGCAAGAAGGCCGAGGGGGCCCAGAACCAGGGCAAGAAGGCCGAGGGGGCCCAGAACCAGGGCAAGAAGGCCGAGGGGGCCCAGAACCAGGGCAAGAAGGCCGAGGGGGCCCAGAACCAGGGCAAGAAGGGCGAGGGGGCCCAGAACCAGGGCAAGAAGGCCGAGGGGGCCCAGAACCAGGGCAAGAAGGCCGAGGGGGCCCAGAACCAGGGCAAGAAGGCCGAGGGGGCCCAGAACCAGGGCAAGAAGGCCGAGGGUGCCCAGAACCAGGGCAAGAAGGCCGAGGGGGCCCAGAACCAGGGCAAGAAGGCCGAGGGGGCCCAGAACCAGGGCAAGAAGGCCGAGGGGGCCCAGAACCAGGGCAAGAAGGCCGAGGGGGCUCAGAACCAGGGCAAGAAAGCCGAGGGUGCUCAGAACCAGGGCAAAAAAGUAGAAGGGGCCCAGAACCAGGGCAAGAAGGCUGAGGGGGCCCAGAACCAGGGCAAGAAGGCCGAGGGAGCCCAGAACCAGGGCCAAAAAGGAGAGGGAGCCCAGAAUCAGGGUAAAAAGACAGAAGGGGCUCAGGGCAAAAAGGCAGAAAGGAGUCCCAACCAAGGCAAAAAAGGAGAGGGAGCUCCCAACCAGGGCAAAAAGGCAGAUUCAGUUGCUAAUCAGGGCACAAAGGUAGAGGGUAUUACAAACCAGGGGAAAAAAGCAGAAGGGUCCCCCAGUCAAGGCAAAAAGGCAGAAGGGUCCCCCAACCAAGGCAAAAAGGCAGACGCAGCUGCCAAUCAGGGUAAAAAGACAGAGUCAGCUUCUGUCCAGGGCAGAAAUACAGAUGUGGCCCAGAGCCCAGAGGCACCAAAGCAAGAGGCUCCUGCCAAGAAGAAGUCUGGUUCAAAGAAAAAAGGGCCCCCAGAUGCCGACGGCCCUCUCUACCUCCCCUACAAGACACUGGUCUCCACGGUUGGGAGCAUGGUGUUCAACGAGGGCGAGGCCCAGCGGCUCAUCGAGAUCCUGUCUGAGAAGGCUGGCAUCAUUCAGGACACCUGGCACAAGGCCACUCAGAAGGGUGACCCUGUGGCGAUUCUGAAACGCCAGCUGGAAGAGAAGGAGAAACUGCUGGCCACAGAACAGGAAGAUGCGGCUGUCGCCAAGAGCAAACUGAGGGAGCUCAACAAGGAGAUGGCAGCGGAAAAGGCCAAAGCAGCAGCCGGGGAGGCCAAAGUGAAAAAGCAGCUGGUGGCCCGGGAGCAGGAGAUCACGGCUGUGCAGGCACGCAUGCAGGCCAGCUACCGGGAGCACGUGAAGGAGGUGCAGCAGCUGCAGGGCAAGAUCCGGACUCUUCAGGAGCAGCUGGAGAAUGGCCCCAACACGCAGCUGGCCCGCCUGCAGCAGGAGAACUCCAUCCUGCGGGAUGCCUUGAACCAGGCCACGAGCCAGGUGGAGAGCAAGCAGAACGCAGAGCUGGCCAAGCUUCGGCAGGAACUCAGCAAGGUCAGCAAAGAGCUGGUGGAGAAGUCAGAGGCUGUGCGGCAAGAUGAGCAGCAGCGGAAAGCUCUGGAAGCCAAGGCAGCUGCCUUCGAGAAGCAGGUCCUGCAGCUGCAGGCGUCCCACAGGGAGAGUGAGGAGGCCCUGCAGAAGCGCCUGGACGAGGUCAGCCGGGAGCUGUGCCACGCGCAGAGCAGCCACGCCAGCCUCCGGGCGGAUGCUGAGAAGGCCCAGGAGCAACAGCAGCAGAUGGCCGAGCUGCACAGCAAGUUACAGUCCUCCGAGGCGGAGGUGCGCAGCAAAUGCGAGGAGCUGAGUGGCCUCCACGGGCAGCUCCAGGAGGCCAGAGCGGAGAACUCCCAGCUCACGGAGAGAAUCCGUUCCAUUGAGGCCCUGCUGGAGGCGGGCCAGGCGCGGGACGCCCAGGACGCCCAGGCCAGCCAGGCGGAGGCUGACCAGCAGCAGACUCGCCUCAAGGAGCUGGAGUCCCAGGUGUCGGGUCUGGAGAAGGAGGCCAUCGAGCUCAGGGAGGCCGUCGAGCAGCAGAAAGUGAAGAACAAUGACCUCCGGGAGAAGAACUGGAAGGCCAUGGAGGCACUGGCCACGGCCGAGCAGGCCUGCAAGGAGAAGCUGCACUCCCUGACUCAGGCCAAGGAGGAAUCGGAGAAGCAGCUCUGCUUGAUUGAGGCGCAGACCAUGGAGGCCCUGUUGGCUCUGCUCCCAGAACUCUCUGUCUUGGCACAACAGAAUUACACCGAGUGGCUGCAGGAUCUCAAAGAGAAAGGCCCCACGCUGCUGAAGCACCCGCCAGCUCCCGCGGAGCCCUCCUCAGACCUGGCCUCCAAGUUGAGGGAGGCCGAGGAGACGCAGAGCACACUGCAGGCCGAGUGUGACCAGUACCGCAGCAUCCUGGCGGAGACGGAGGGCAUGCUCAGAGACCUGCAGAAGAGCGUGGAGGAGGAGGAGCAGGUGUGGAGGGCCAAGGUGGGCGCCGCAGAGGAGGAGCUCCAGAAGUCACGGGUCACAGUGAAACAUCUCGAAGAGAUUGUAGAGAAGCUAAAAGGAGAACUUGAAAGUUCGGACCAGGUGAGGGAGCACACGUCGCAUUUGGAGGCAGAGCUGGAAAAGCACAUGGCGGCCGCCAGCGCCGAGUGCCAGAACUACGCCAAGGAGGUGGCAGGGCUGAGGCAACUUCUCCUAGAAUCUCAAUCUCAGCUCGAUGCCGCCAAGAGCGAAGCCCAGAAACAGAGCGAUGAGCUUGCCCUGGUCAGGCAGCAGUUGAGUGAAAUGAAGAGCCACGUAGAGGAUGGUGACAUAGCUGGGGCCCCAGCUUCCUCCCCAGAGGCGCCCCCAGCCGAGCAGGACCCCGUUCAGCUGAAGACGCAGCUGGAGCAGACAGAAGCCAUCCUGGAGGAUGAGCAGACACAGCGGCAGAAGCUCACGGCCGAGUUUGAGGAGGCUCAGACCUCGGCAUGUCGGUUACAAGAAGAAUUGGAGAAGCUCCGCACAGCCGGCCCCCUAGAGUCUUCAGAAACAGAGGAGGCCUCACAGCUGAAGGAGAGACUAGAAAAAGAGAAGAAGUUAACAAGUGACCUGGGGCGCGCCGCCACAAAACUGCAGGAGCUUCUGAAGACGACCCAGGAGCAGCUGGCAAGGGAGAAGGACACGGUGAAGAAGCUGCAGGAACAGCUGGAAAAGACAGUGCGUGCCUGGCGCCAAAGCAGGGCGGGAGGAGUCGAGCUGCCGGGAGCCCCAGGGAGGCAGGACUGGGAGAGGCAGAGCUGGGUGGAGUCGUCGAGCUGCUGGGAGCGCUGGGCCAGGAGCCCCAGGGGAGGCAGAGCUGGGCGGAGGUAGUGGGGACAGAGACUUCCUAACGAGGGCUUCAGCCCACCCAGCCCACCACCCACCCUUCUGGGGUUCCCUUGCUGGGAAGCGAGUGUCUGAUCCCCCUGCUGGCCCAGGUCCUCACUUUGCACCUGUGUGGGCCCCUUAGCCAGUGCCCCAGCCCCUGCCCUGAAGGAUGAUGGUUUCCCCUCAGCUCCCACCAAGUCCUCCCUGUCCCCCAGCCCCAGGGGUCUGUGGCUCCUGUUCUCUGAGGGACUGGAGUGGCUUGAGGGGGUCAAUCCAGGGAGGGACUAAAGGCCCAGGGUAGAGGGCAGGUGGUUCUGCCGUGGCUCGUGGCCCAGCCCCCCUCACGCCACCUGCCUUCGUUCACAGGAGGACGGCAGCAGCUCAAAGGAGGGCACCUCUGUCUGAGUCUCCUCUUUGGAAAAAGAAGCUACUGUUCAACUUACCAAAAUGCCUUACACAUUCCUUACAAAUAAACCAACCAACCUACACAGCGUUAUCCAGGCCCAACUUCCAGUAGCUCCGAGAGAAGCCAUGAGAGACAAGUCUCUUAGAGCCACAGAAGUAGACCUUCCAGAGCCCCAGUUUGUAAAUGAACCUGUGUCACAUUUGAUAAACACUAUCCUGGGCGCAGCCCCGGGCCACCGCCGAGUGACGCCAAAGCCCUGGUUGACUCUGACAGCCCCGUGGGUGUGUGGGAGGCCGGGCGCUCUGGGGUCUGUCUGUCAGUGCAAUCGUUUAGUGUUUUUUCAGUGGGGCGGGGCGGGAAGCGGGUGGGACCGGGCAGCCAGUUCUCAAAGGCUGUGGGGCCGACUGGAGGCCACAGCCCCUCACCCCUAGACAUUGCCAACCAGAACUGACGUGUGACCUCCUGGGUGUUGAUGCCAUUAAAACCAACGUUGGUGCCCGGU
Messenger RNA from Gorilla gorilla gorilla (western lowland gorilla), 5917 nucleotides. RefSeq names its product ribosome binding protein 1 (gene RRBP1). The transcript is spliced from 23 exons. Gene Ontology annotation, cellular component: endoplasmic reticulum membrane. Lineage: Eukaryota; Metazoa; Chordata; Mammalia; Primates; Hominidae. The coding region runs from base 285 to 5012 and encodes 1575 amino acids. Gene Ontology annotation, biological process: protein transport. The record is from RefSeq and is a predicted model, not a curated record.